UUUUUUUUUUUUUUUUUUUUGCUUGUGUAUGAUUAUUUUCGGUGCUUUCCGGGCCCUAUAAAAUUAAAAAAAUCGUUCUAUUUUUUUCUUUCUUUCUCUUUUUCCCCCUUUAUAAAAUAACAAUAAUUAAUGACUACGUAUUAUUAUAAUACAGAAAGAAAGAAACAGAGACCAAGGUCGAUCAUCACCAGCUUUAGUCCCGAGAGUUGGGACUUGAGCAUGGAAACAACACCUCCACCACCACCAUCUUCUGUGGUUGGUCGUCGACCCAGUAGCCAGAACGUUCCUUAUUUCUCCUUAUUCAGUACACCCACUUGGCAAACAACCGCCUUUCAUCAUCAAGAAGAACAAAAGAGCCCUCCCAUCGAUUUCGAUUUCUUAAACAAUGAAAAAGACUAUUUCCAUUUGAGUGCACCUUGGACGUAUCAACCACAGCAUCCACCGCAGCAACAGAGACCUUUAUUAACACCACCACCACAAUCCCCGACUCGACAAAAGAUUGAUGAUUAUUUCAGUCCUCCUAUGGAUGUCAAUGGGUUAGGCAAAGGCGUAUUCUUAAAUCAAGUCAAGGAAUCACAACGAAUUUAUCAGGUUGGAUUCAAGAACAAGCACGAGUAUUUCUAUACCGAUGACAAAUUUAAAGUAAAUGAUAAAGUAGUGGUGGAAGCGGACCGUGGUUAUGAUAUUGGUCUGGUACUCGGAGAAGAAAUUGCCGGUCGCAAGAAGAAGAAAUUACCUCAACAAAAUGAAAAUUCCAUGAUCAAGCGUAUCUUUCGUUUGGCUAAUGCAGCAGAAUUAAUCACGUUGGAGAAAAAAAAGGUGGAUGAAGAAAAGGCUCUUUCAUUGUGUCAGGCUAAAAUUAAGCAAAAAGGGUUGCAUAUGCAAGUGGUGUCGGCGGAGUAUCAAUGGGACCGUCGUAAAUUAACCUUUUAUUGGAUGACUUCCAAAAUGCAAAAUAGAAUUAAAUAGAAUAGAAUUAACUCCGGGAAUUUGAUUUUCCGAGUUAAUUUUUUUUUGUUCCAAAACCAUAAAAUAGAAUUAACUUUCAAUAAAUUUUAUUAAUUUUCAUAAUUCAAAA
Molecule: messenger RNA, 1078 nt
Organism: Mucor mucedo
Lineage: Eukaryota; Fungi; Mucoromycota; Mucoromycetes; Mucorales; Mucoraceae
Product: PSP1 C-terminal conserved region-domain-containing protein
Exons: 1
Cellular component (GO): cytoplasm
Source: RefSeq, a predicted model, not a curated record